GGUGGUGAUACUUAAGAUGUGAUGGAUCAGGAUGAACCCAUCUUUGGGAGGAACCAACAUUGGGUGGCAGCAUCAGCAUCCCCUGCAUGAGAGUGGUAAUAAAUGCCCCAAGUGCGUGGUAAUAGCAAUCACAGCCCAGCACUAAGCCCAAGGCAGUCAGGCGGCCGCCCUCUCCGCGUCUCCCACCCUCCAUUUGCAUUUACCACCACCCACUCUGCAUUUCCCCCCCGUCCUGCUUACUGCCCCGUUCCUUUCUUUGGUCGUGAUCCCUAUUAUUAUUAUUACUAUCAGUCAUUUCUUUCUUCUACUUUCACUCAUUUGCUCCUUCUUCCCCCUCUUUUGGAUUCUUGUGCUUCUUCAUCACCUUCUCGCCCUCCUUUCUCCCCGACCGCCUCCGAUCUUCUGCUCCCUCUCCUGAACUCGUCACUGCGGUGGGACUGUGCCUGGCAGCCACCAACGCGUGUUUCUCCGACGUCAACUCCAGCGACCUAUCACUCUUCAUGCACUGUGGUUGCCCAUCGCAGGGUGCCGGACAGUAGACUGCCAGACUGCCAGGGACUGACCACACGCCCGACUGGGAGAAUCCUCUACCGCCUCACCUUGACGGAGAUCCACUCCCAUCGCAUACUAUGACCGUUGUUGCCUACCGUCCGACCGACUUCUUUACCACCGACUUCCGUUCGCUUGUCUAAAUUCGCUGUGCUCUUUUCAUGACCGAGCAACACUCACGACUUGACGUCUGUUGAGCAUCCACACUCUUUUACCUUGCUCCUACGUUCUUCACGUUCUCUCGCCGUUGAUCGGCCGCCACUCUCUUUUCUUGCCCUUUAGCAGCAGCGUUUAUCACGACCCAACCUUAUACCUCCUU
Messenger RNA from Aspergillus ibericus CBS 121593, 868 nucleotides. RefSeq lists its product as uncharacterized. The record is from RefSeq and is a predicted model, not a curated record. The transcript has a single exon. Lineage: Eukaryota; Fungi; Ascomycota; Eurotiomycetes; Eurotiales; Aspergillaceae. Bases 103 to 633 code for a protein of 176 amino acids.